AUGGAUUCUCUCGCUUCCUCCAAACCCCAGCCCCAGCUCCUCGACCAGGUUCUAGUAGAAGACAACUCCUUUUCAAAAACCUUGAUAUUGAACAGGCCAAAGCAAUUGAAUGCCCUUUCCUAUCAAAUGGUUUCUCGUUUAUUAGAGCUCUUCCUUGCUUAUGAGGGGGAUCCUAAUGUCAAGUUCCUUAUCCUCAAGGGAAGUGGAAGAGCUUUUUGUGCUGGUGGUGAUGUUGCUGCCGUGGUUCGCGAUAUUAGCAAAGAUCAUUGGAAAUCUGGUGCCGAAUACUUUUGCAAGGAAUUUACUCUUAACUACAUCCUGGCAACAUACACUAAACCGCAGGUUUCGAUUCUUAAUGGAAUUGUCAUGGGAGGUGGGGCUGGAGCUUCGAUACAUGGAAGAUUCCGUGUUGCAACUGAGAAUUCAGUUUUUGCAAUGCCUGAAACAGCUCUAGGACUCUUCCCUGAUGUAGGUGCCUCUUAUUUCUUGUCAAGACUUCCUGGAUUCUUUGGAGAAUAUGUUGGGCUUACAGGCGCAAGGUUGGAUGGUGCCGAAAUGCUUGCGUGUGGCCUUGCAACUCACUUUGUCCCAUCUGCGAAAUUGCCUCUGUUAGAAGAAGGAUUGAUCAAGUUAGACUCCAGUGAUCCAGCUGCAAUUUCAGCAAUUAUUGAUGGAUGCUCUGAGCGACCUUAUUUGAAAGAGAAAAGUGCUUAUCAUCGAGAAGGCAGGCUUCAAGGUGUUGGUCAAUGUCUUGUUCGAGAAUAUAGAAUGGUUUGUCAUGUCAUGCGGGGAAAGCUUAGCAAGGAUUUCUUUGAGGGUUGUAGAGCUAUACUGUUGGAAAAGGAUAAGAACCCAAAGUGGGAACCUUCUCAGUGGGAUCUCGUUAGUGAUGCUAUGGUUGAGGAAUACUUCUCAAAAGUGGAUGAUCAAGAAUGGGAAGAUUUAAAGCUUCCUGCUCGUUUCAACUUGCCUGGACAUGCCAUUGCAAAGCUUUGA
Molecule: messenger RNA, 996 nt
Organism: Dovyalis caffra
Lineage: Eukaryota; Viridiplantae; Streptophyta; Magnoliopsida; Malpighiales; Salicaceae
Source: the annotation of a GenBank genome assembly